AUGCUGUGUAUACGUACGGCUGGCUGGCUGGCAGUUUCAGUUCAGUGGGGAUGUGUAGUGCUCGAUGAGGCUAGUUGGUUAGGUGAGUAUCGUGCAUUGCUGGUGGUACCUGGGCUAGCCGGCAGUCACGAGGGACUGGAGCCAGUCGCACGAUUGCAUGAUGUACGGCACGGUACUGUUUUGGGUGUUGUACUGUACGAUAUGGCUGCGGCCAUGUGCAGUAGGCAUGGCCUCAGUUGUUACACGCGAGCGUGCACGCGUGCAUGUCCCCCAAACAAAUCGCCACUCUUUGGGCAGCAUAUCGCCGCACUUUCUACAACUGCAUCAUCACUCGCAAUGCCGAUCACUCGUAUUCACGCUCGUCAAAUCUACGACUCUCGUGGUAACCCAACCGUUGAGGUUGAUUUGACCACUGAGAAAGGUUCGAAUUUCAUCAUCGUUUCGGGAAAGUCUCAUUACAUUUUCGGGCGGGAAAAGGCUUGGGAAGUCGGGAAGGUUGCGAUUGACAGGACAAGUCUGAAUAAUAGUCACGCAUGGAUUGUGUACUGUAGAGUGGCAGUAGGGCAACAUGAGUGUGCAUCGCCUGUAUUGGAACUGCUAGGUGUUUUCCGUGCUGCGGUACCAAGCGGUGCGUCCACCGGAGUGCAUGAGGCGCUCGAGCUCCGUGACGGAGACAAAGCCGUCAACCAUGGUAAGAGCGUGCUGAAGGCUGUCGCGAAUAUUAAUGACAAGAUUGCACCUGCGAUUGUGGCCAAGACCAGCAGUUCUGAGGAGAUUCUCCGUGUGGUUGAGAUUUUGUAUGGUCCGAAUCUGAGAACCUCUUUCCUGGGUAUUUUCUCGAGGCUGAGGCCACUGAAGGGUCCGAAGGAAUCGGUGAUGGUAAGUUCUAAGAACUUCUGCUCCACCCAACAAAAGGAAAUCGAUCAGUUCAUGCUGGAUAUGGACGGAACUGCGAAUAAAGCGAAUUUGGGUGCGAAUGCAAUUCUGGGCGUUUCGUUGGCGGUCGCCAAGGCUGGAGCAGUGCACAAGGGAAUGCCACUCUACAAGUAUAUCGCUGAAUUGGCCGGUGUGAAGCAGGUAGUUAUGCCGGUGCCGUCGUUCAACGUUAUCAAUGGAGGAUCGCAUGCAGGAAACAAAUUGGCCAUGCAGGAGUUUAUGAUUAUGCCAAUCGGAGCGAAGAAUUUCACCGAAGCAAUGCGAAUGGGCUCUGAGAUUUAUCAUCAUUUGAAGGCAGAGAUCAAGAAACGUUACGGUUUGGAUGCGACAGCAGUCGGAGACGAGGGUGGCUUUGCGCCGAAUAUUCAGGAUAACAGGGAGGGGUUGGACCUGUUGAACACGGCCAUUGCUCUGGCUGGUUAUACUGGCAAGGUGUCGAUCGCUAUGGACACGGCUGCGUCCGAAUUCUACAAGGCCGAUGAGAAAAAAUACGAUCUAGACUUCAAGAAUCCGAAUUCGGAUAAGAGCCAAUGGAAGACUGGAGAUCAACUGGCCGAGAUUUAUCACUCGUUCGUAAAGGAGUAUCCAAUUGUGUCCAUUGAAGACGCAUUCGACCAGGACGAUUGGGAGAAUUGGACCAAAUUCAAGAGUACUCUUAACAUUCAGUUGGUUGGAGACGACUUGACGGUCACAAACCGUGAGCGUAUUCAGAUGGCGAUUGAUAAGAAGGCGUGCGACUGCCUUUUGUUGAAGGUGAACCAAAUUGGAUCCGUCACGGAGUCGAUCGAGGCAGCCAAGCUUGCGCGUGCAAACGGAUGGGGCGUGAUGGUUUCGCAUCGUUCUGGCGAGACUGAGGACACGUUCAUCGCAGAUUUAGUGGUGGGUUUGGCCGUAGGACAGAUCAAGACCGGUGCGCCGUGCCGUUCGGAACGUUUAGCCAAAUACAAUCAGCUUCUGCGAAUCGAGGAAGAGCUCGGCUCGGCGGCCGUUUACGCAGGAGAGAAGUUCAGAAAUCCGCAAGCCUAAAUUUGUGGCCGUCUGACCUGCCCAGAUUUUGGCAAUUUCAUCAGCUGAAGUUUUGGUACCACACCCCCCCCCCUCCACGAAUUUUGUCAACUUUUUGUGAAUUUCGGUGUUUAUUUAUUAUCGUUGUUGUUGUGCGUCCGGUGUUACAUAAUUGUCACUGCAAUUUCUCUUCGUAAUCAGUUUCAAUAGUUCCAUUUCAGUUUUAACAUGUUUUUUGUGCUAAUGUUAUGUUAGGAUGGAUGUAUGUUCUAUGAUAUUAUGCAUCUGCUAUUGAACAGUAUUCUCGCUGCUGAAUUAUUGAAGCCUGUAAUAAUGCAUUCUGUCGCUCUGCAAACCCGUAGCAACUGGCGGAAUGUAGCGGGGUUCGUGUUAAUUUUAGAUUAUUUUCGGGGUAGGAUUCCCCUCAUGCAGAGGUAAUGUUUCUUCAGCAUAGCGAAUUGAUUUUAUACGUGUUAUCUUUUCAAUUUGAAAGGUUUUUAACUUAUUAAUAGUAAUAAUUUUCUCGUUUGUUAUAAUUAUUAUUAUUGAUAGAAGUUUUUUACUUAAUUGCAGUGUUGUCUUUUGUAAAACUGUUAUAAAUCAUAAGGACU
This is a messenger RNA of Anisakis simplex (herring worm), 2552 nucleotides long. NCBI's taxonomy places the organism in Eukaryota, Metazoa, Nematoda, Chromadorea, Rhabditida, Anisakidae. The record is from the annotation of a GenBank genome assembly.